This is a messenger RNA of Endocarpon pusillum Z07020, 645 nucleotides long. RefSeq lists its product as uncharacterized. The transcript is spliced from 2 exons. The record is from RefSeq and is a predicted model, not a curated record. Gene Ontology annotation, molecular function: dioxygenase activity. The coding region runs from base 1 to 645 and encodes 214 amino acids. NCBI's taxonomy places the organism in Eukaryota, Fungi, Ascomycota, Eurotiomycetes, Verrucariales, Verrucariaceae.
AUGCCUAUCGUUGUCACCCCCCCAGAGCCAACCCAAUUCUACGUCCCCACAGUCGACAUCUCACCGUAUCUGGCUGAUCCCACUUCGGCUGAGGCGGGAAAGAUCAUCGCAGACGUGCGUGCCGCCUGCAUCUCUACAGGCUUCUUCCAGAUCACCGGCCAUGGGAUCCCGCGCUCGCUUCAAAAAGACGUCUUCGAUGCAGCCGCCGCAUACUUUGCGUUGCCCUAUGAUGAGAAGAAGAAACUCGACGCCAAAACCACUAUCGGUCACAGAGGCUACGACGUCCUUGCUUCGCAAUCCUACGAGGCAGAUGUGCUGCCCGACUUGAAGGAAAACCCGGGCCUCGAAGUCCUCGACACCAACUCCAACGAAUUCGUGCCCAUCGCUCCAAACCCAGACGCGUACGUAGUGAAUGUCGGGAGCAUGUUGUCCAAAUGGACGCGGAACGAGUACAAGAGCAGUGUGCACAGGGUGAUCAAUCGGAACCCGGGCGACAGGUAUAGUGUGGUGUUUUUCUUUGACGGGAAUUUGGAUUGCAGGUUGAGUCCUUUGGAUGGGCAGGGGGAGAAGGAGGGGGAGGAGGUGUUGACUGUGGAGGGGCAUAUGUUGAAGAGGAUGAGGGAGUCUUAUGGAGGGAAGAAAUGA